Rhododendron vialii is the source of this 473-nucleotide messenger RNA. RefSeq names its product DNA (cytosine-5)-methyltransferase CMT1-like. The record is from RefSeq and is a predicted model, not a curated record. Lineage: Eukaryota; Viridiplantae; Streptophyta; Magnoliopsida; Ericales; Ericaceae. Bases 84 to 359 code for a protein of 91 amino acids. The transcript has 2 exons.
GUAAAAGCAAGUAGCUGAAAUUCAACACUACGCGCCUCUCUCUCUCAUCUCUUCAUCUUCCCCGCAUCUCUCUCUGUGCGAGAAUGGGAGGAACCAAGCGAGUGGGGAAAACCUCUCCCCCAAACCCGUCUUCACCGAAAAAGGCCAAGUUGCCCCCACCGCCGACGCCGCAGGAACCGGACGACAGGUUCGCCGGAAAACCAGUGCCGGCCGACGAAUCGAGGGAAAGAUGGCCCAGUCGAUAUGGUGCUGAUUCAAGCGUAAAUAAAGUUUUACAAGCAAAGUCUCACUAUACUCAAGCUGUUGUUGAUGGAUGCAUAUUCAACCUUUAUGAUUAUGUGCACGUAAAGGUGAGCUAAGUGAUUGUUUUUUAUUUUUAUUUUAUUUGUUUGAAAAUUAUCUAAGUGCUUGUGUAACUUUUUGGACAUUCUACUAACGAUUACCGGGAUAUGCAUACUCACUCAUAGACAUCU